Molecule: messenger RNA, 687 nt
Organism: Rotaria socialis
Lineage: Eukaryota; Metazoa; Rotifera; Eurotatoria; Philodinida; Philodinidae
Source: the annotation of a GenBank genome assembly
AUGGAGCUGAAUCUAGCUCGUCUUCAUUCCGUUCUACUUCAGACAAUUAUUGACAAAGGUCACACGUGUUCGAUUGAAGAUUUGAGCAAGAUAUUUCAGCGAUCAUCAGAUGAUAUCAUCGGUUGUCUAGAUGAUCUUGAAGAAUAUCAUGGUGUAGUACUACAUCCGAAAUCGUCGGAAGUCUGGAUUAUUCAUCCAUUUUCUUUGGUGCCGACUAAUUUUUGGGUGGAAAGUGUCCGAGGAAAAUGGUGGGGUAACUGUGCUUGGUGUAGUUUAGGAGUUGGUGCCCUGCUCAACGAAGACGUCACCAUUACGACGACACUAGGUGGUGAAGCGACUCAAAUUCAAAUUCAAAUAAAAAAUGGAGAAAUUGUAUCCACUCAACCACUUUUUGUACAUUUUCCAAUACCGAUGAAGAAUGCCUGGGACAACGUUGUCUUUACCUGCAGUGUCAUGCAACUCUUUACUUCAGAAGCUGCUAUUGCCGAUUGGUGUCAACGACAUCGUUUGCCUAAAGGUGAUAUUCAACCUAUUGAAAAGAUUUGGAAAUUUGCGCAAGUCUGGUAUGGAAAUCAUCUACGUGAAGAUUGGAAAAAAUGGACUGUUGAAGAAGCUCUUCAUAUUUUUAAACAAUUUGAUCUGACUAGUCAUAUCUGGCAAAUUCCAGUCGCCAACGUACGAUUUUAA